This is a messenger RNA of Closterium sp. NIES-65, 1893 nucleotides long. The record is from the annotation of a GenBank genome assembly. Lineage: Eukaryota; Viridiplantae; Streptophyta; Zygnematophyceae; Desmidiales; Closteriaceae.
AUGGGGCCCGUGCGCGGGCCUACCUUGCUGCCUGUUGCCGCGCGUUGCUGCCUCUUGCUGUCUGUGCCUGUGCUGCCUGUCGCCGCCCGUUGCUGCCCGUGCCUGUGCUGCCUGUCGCUGCCCGUGCCCGUGCUACCCGUUGCCGCCCGUUGCUGCCCGUGCGUGUGCUGCCUGUCGCUGCCCGUGCCUGUGCUGCCUGUUACCGCCCGUUGCUGCCUGUGCCUGUGCUGCCCGUUGCCGCCUGUUGCUGCCCGUGCCUGUGCUGCCUGUUGCCGCCUGUUGCUGCCCGUGCCUGUGCUGCCUGUUGCCGCCCGUUGCUGCCCGUGCCUGUGCUGCCCGUUGCCGCCUGUUGCUGCCCGUGCCUAUGCUGCCCGCUGCCGCUUGUUGCUGCCCGUGCCUGCGCUGCUCGUUGCCGCCCGUUGCUGCCCGUGGCUGCGCUGCCCGUGCCUGUGCUGCCCGUUGCCGCCCGUUGCUGCCCGUGCCUGUGCUCCCUGUUGCCGCCCGUUGCUGCCCGUGCCUGUGCUGCCUGUUGCUGCAUGUGCCUGUGCUGCCUGUUGCCGCCCGUUGCUGCCCGUGCCUGUGCUGCGUGUCGCUGCCCGUGCCUGUGCUGCCCGUUGCCGCCCGUUGCUGCACGUGCCUGUGCUGCCUGUCGCUGCCCGUGCCUGUGCUGCCUGUUGCCGCCCGUUGCUGCCUGUGCCUGUGCUGGCCGUUGCCGCCUGUUGCUGCCCGUGCCUGUGCUGCCUGUUGCUGCCUGUUGCUGCCCGUGCCUGUGCUGCCCGUUGCCGCCCGUUGCUGCCAGUGCCUGUGCUGCCUGUUGCUCCCUGUGCCUUUGCUGCCUGUGCUGCCUGUUGCCGCCCGUUGCUGCCCGUGCCUGUGCUGCCCGUUGCUGCCUGUUGCUUCCCGUGCCUGUGCUGCACUUUGCUGCCUGUUGCUGCCUGUGCCUGUGCUGCCUGUUGCCGCCCGUUGCUGCCCGUGCCUGUGCUGCCUGUCGCUGCCCGUGCCUGUGCUGCCCGUUGCCGCCCGUUGCUGCACGUGCCUGUGCUGCCUGUCGCUGCCCGUGCCUGUGCUGCCUGUUGCCGCCCGUUGCUGCCUGUGCCUGUGCUGCCCGUUGCCGCCUGUUGCUGCCCGUGCCUGUGCUGCCUGUUGCUGCCUGUUGCUGCCCGUGCCUGUGCUGCCCGUUGCCGCCCGUUGCUGCCAGUGCCUGUGCUGCCUGUUGCUGCCUGUGCCUUUGCUGCCUGUGCUGCCUGUUGCCGCCCGUUGCUGCCCGUGCCUGUGCUGCCCGUUGCUGCCUGUUGCUUCCCGUGCCUGUGCUGCACGUUGCUGUCUGUUGCUGCCCGUGCCUGUGCUGCCUGUUGCCGCCCGUUGCUGCCCGUGCCUGUGCUGCCUGUCGCUGCCUGUGCCUGUGCUGCCUGUUGCCGCCCGUUGCUGCCUGUGCCUGUGCUGCCCGUUGCCGCCUGUUGCUGCCCGUGCCUGUGCUGCCUGUUGCUGCCUGUUGCUGCCCGUGCCUGUGCUGCCCGUUGCCGCCCGUUGCUGCUAGUGCCUAUGCUGCCUGUUGCUGCCUGUGCCUUUGCUGCCUGUGCUGCCUGUUGCCGCCCGUUGCUUCCCGUGCCUGUGCUGCACGUUGCUGCCUGUUGCUGCUCGUGCCUGUGCUGCCUGUUGCCGCCCGUUGCUGCCCGUGCCUGUGCUGCCUGUCGCUGCCCGUGCCUGUGCUGCCUGUUGCCGCCCGUUGCUGCCUGUGCCUGUGCUGCCCGCUGCUGCGUGCUGCUGCCCGUGCCUUUGCUGCCCGUUGCCGCCCGUUGCUGCCCGUGCUUGUGCUGCCCGUUGCCGCCCGUUGCUGCCCGUGCCUGUGCUGCCCGUUGCCGCCCGUUGCUGCCCGGAGUGUCUCUGCAUUAG